Micropterus dolomieu (smallmouth bass) is the source of this 1483-nucleotide messenger RNA. Its product is annotated as natterin-3-like. Lineage: Eukaryota; Metazoa; Chordata; Actinopteri; Centrarchiformes; Centrarchidae. Bases 18 to 1202 code for a protein of 394 amino acids. The transcript is spliced from 2 exons. The record is from RefSeq and is a predicted model, not a curated record.
CUUUGUUUCAUCUCCAGAUGAAGCUGUCAGUGUUGUUGCUGCUGGCCCUGCAGGCUCUGUCCUCAGCCAGUCCUCUGGACAUUGGAAACAACACAGAGCAGAGAAAUGUCUCCUUCAUGAACUCAGAUCCAAAUGGCAGUCCUGAAAUCACCACUAACAGAUCGAUGCUAACAGAUCUACCUCUUCUGACUGUUGCUAAGCUAAGGCAGAAGAGACAGGUUCAGACUCAGUCUUCUUCCUUCAUGUAUGGUGAUGGCUUUAACCUGGAGUGGGUUACCUGGAACAACUCUCUUCCAAACGAGGCUGUUUCGAUUUACAAUAAUUAUGUUGAUCGCAUUGAUUAUGUCUGCAAAUACAGGUGUGAGGCUGGCUUUUAUACACCCAGCAAGGGUCCUUAUUGCCACCAUACAAACACAAAAACAAAAAACGAUUUUGAGCUCCUGAUGAACAAAGACAACUUUGAUAUCCUGGAGUGGAAGGAGGAUUCAUACGGCUCAGUGCCCCAGAAUUCAGUCAGAACCUGCCCUGGGAAGAACAUAUAUGUAGGAAAGAACAAAUAUGGACUUGGGAAGGUGGUUACUAAAGAUAAGGUAUUCUACCUGCCUUGGGAGGAUUCUGAAUAUUGGUACAACUACUACCAGGUCCUGACCAUCGAUGAGAAUAUAAUCAGUCAGCAGAUCUACGAUGUCAGGUACAAUAUUGAUGAGUCUAAGAUAUAUCACUAUCCUCCAGAGAUUAUGCACAAAUCAACCCUCAGAAACGAUGAAUGCCACCCAGUGGUGAAGACAGAUACCGUCUCAAAGACAUACCAGGUGGAGCAAAGGUGGGACUUCACCUUUGCUAUCAAGAUAGGUGUUAAAACGCAUAUGAAAGCCGGCUUCCCCUUCAUGACCUCUGUAGGUAUUGAGAUCAGCACAGAGAUGAUGUUCCAGUUCUCCGAGGGAACCACGGUGAUAGAGGCCAUCACUGACACUGUUUCUGUUGAGAUCACAGCCCCACCAAAUCACUCCUGCAUAGUUAAUAUGAUGCGGUCUAAGUUUAAAAUAGACAUCCCGUUCACAGCACGCCUCAGCCGCACUUACGGUAACGGGGAGAUCCACACGACAUCCAUCAUUGGGACGUAUAACAGCUUUCAGAUUGGAGAAGUUCGGGCCGAUGUGGAUCGAUGUGAACCUCUAGAGAACUCUGAGCCUUGCAUGUGAAAUGCAAAAAGCCCCACUUGAUGUCUCUGUAUGUUUGAUGGGGGUGAGGGGUUGAAUGCACUUUUUGUAAGCUCCUUUGGACAAAAGUCAAAUGAAUUUAAUGUAAUUAAUAGAAUAUGACUAUAAACAAGCUUUUUUUAUUGGAGAUUUGUACACAAUAAAAUCACAUGGCAUUUUAAAGUACCCUUUCAAUCAAAAAUUGUGUUUUUCUUGUUGUUAUUUCACUUGGAUGUUUAAGCUUUACUGUUUUUACAUUCAUCGGUUGAAGAGGGAAAAUUAUA